This is a messenger RNA of Dreissena polymorpha, 9816 nucleotides long. RefSeq names its product protein PRRC2C-like. NCBI's taxonomy places the organism in Eukaryota, Metazoa, Mollusca, Bivalvia, Myida, Dreissenidae. The transcript has 17 exons. The record is from RefSeq and is a predicted model, not a curated record. Bases 1 to 2970 code for a protein of 989 amino acids. Gene Ontology annotation, biological process: cell differentiation.
AUGUUUGAACCACGCAUGUACGGGGAACAGGAUGACUACAGAAGAGAUUACCCGAAGUCAAACCGAGCUGGCCCCAUGGACUAUUUACAUCACAGCAACAGUCAGUAUGAGGAUAUAUCGGAUCAGGAAAACGAGGAUAGUGAGAGCAGAGGAAACAAAUCCAAAGAUGAUCGUGAUGACAAGGUGGACAGCAAGCCCAGAGACCAUGAACCUCCCACACGUGAUGAUAAACCUCGCGAUAAACACCCUGACAGGCAGACUUCUCAUGACUCGAGAGAUGGGCACAUCGAAAGACGCGAUAGUCGCCAGGAGAAGUCCGACCGUUCCUACGACACAAGGGACUCUAGGAACAAGGCUGACUCUAAACAAAAGGAGAAUCAUUGGGACCGCCCUGACAAGUCCCGCGAGAAGUCUGAUAGAGGUGAAAGAAAGGAUGGGAGGCAGGAUCGUAAAAAGAGGGAUCCAGACAAUGUGUGGAACAUGUCACCAAUGAAGCAGGAGGACAAUCGACAUAAGCGAGACUUCCACAAUGCCCCUCCCCCAAUCACCCUGCGUGAAUCUCAGCAGAAUACUCCAGCCCAGAGCAACUUUGUCUCCCUGAAGAGGCCUGCAUCCACGCUCUCAAAGGCAGAUUCCCACGAAUCGCCUGCCAGCGACAAAAAUGAGGACCACUCAGCUGCCAAAGAUUCUACAAAGGAAACGUUCUCAUCCCCAAACAAGGCGAAGGACCUGAAAGAUUUGGCUGAGGAUGUGAAGAAGACAGAGAGCCCAGAUGCUAUAAAACCGGACAGGGAUACCAAAUCAGAUACACUGGAGAAGACACCCAAAAACGAACAAAGGGACCGAAAUAAGGAGAACAAACAGGACAGAGAACAUGGUGACAGGUCCCAUCCUCCUGCCAAGAGAAUGAGAGACGAACCACCUCGAGACAAGUAUGAUAACCGCAGUGACAGAUACGACAGUAGGCAGAGGAACGCACCGCGAGGCAGCCGCGAGUUUGUUCGGGGGACAUCAAGAAGCCGCGGGCGAGGAAGGGGUGGCAGGGGCUCCAGUAUGGGAGAAAGGGGCUUCGGGCGACCAGAGAGAGGGGACCGUAGGGGUGGGGCUGUCCCUGGCAGGGGCCGGUCUAACGAGUUCAGGUAUGAUAAUGAUACGGACAGGGACAGCAGGCGAGAUGACAUGGGGCAUAGAAGAGGGGCUGCGACAUAUGCAGACCAGGUAAAGCCCUUCUCUAUGGGAAACUGGGGAGACACAGAGGAAGUUGAGGAAGUUCCAAACAGGCGUAGGGACAAGGAUGACGAGAGUGAUCUGUCUACGGAGGAAGUUAGCUCUGUCAGUGGCGAUUCCACGGCUGGCAGGGCAGAGGUGUCAGUUGGUCAUGGGAAAGAUUCCAUUCAACGGGACUCUGCAAAGCCCCACGAUGGUAGACGUGAAUCUCAGCCUAGGGAUAAGGGCGGUAGGCGUAGUGUGGAUGAGGGGAAUGAUGAGCGCUACCCAAAGGAUCCAAGGUCACCACGUGGCGAUGAGCAGUUCAUACCUAAGGGUGAACCCUCUAGAAGGGGCAGAGGUGGCUCUGCCAUGAGGGGUGGUCGAGGCAGUGGCAGAGGUGCAAGGGAUGAUCGCAGGUACAACUCAGCCCCACCCACUCGUGGAGGCGGGUUUGGGCGACCCCCAAACAAGGAAUUCCGUGGACCCCCCGAGGAUCAGCAAUACCGCAGUGAUAAUAGGCGUGACAGACGAGGAGACAGAGCGUCCCCACCUCCCAGAUUUGCCCGCGGGCGGGGAGAGAGGGGUGGUGGGUUUGAGAGAGGGAGGGGCAGAGGCAGGGGUCGUGGUGGUCCCAUAGUGCCCAACAGCAAUGGUAGAAACCAGCCACUUGCCAAGCAAAACUCGUCUGAGGCGGGAGUUGAUGAUUGGGAGACAGCGUCAGAGAGCAGUGAUGUGAACGAGCGACGCGAUUCAAAGAACGAUUUAAAGGACGGCCGUGAUAAGCAGCGCGAUCAGAAGAAGAGCUUCUCUAGUCAGCGGCCGCCACAGGGUGAUCGUGGGGGUCAAAAUCGCCGCAUGAAUGCCAGUGAUCAGAACAGCUUUGUGGGUGGUGGUGGUGGUGGAAAUGUUAGUGGUAAUAAUAGUAACAAAAAUUAUGAAAAUCCAAAAAACUUUCAUAAAGAGAGGAUGCCCAACUCCUCGCUGACAAAAAAUGGGUACGCUACCCCUCCAAAAAACGGGCGGGGUGGGGGCAAACGACCCCCACAUUCCCAGACCAAACGAGAUAGCAUGAGUGGUAGCCAGGUGUUCCGAGUGGAUGGCAUUGUCCCGAACGACCAGGCAGCCAUUGACAGCGCCCUUUCCUCUGGUAUAAGUGAGAAAGGAAAGUUCUCCAAAAAAGGUGAUUUAACUGACGUUUCAAAGCCAUUGAAGUCUGAGAAGAAAAGGGAAGAUGCCCUGGCCAACAUUGACCUCACAAAUAUAGCAGGAGUAGUAGUCAUCGACAACGUGCCAGAUGUUACCAUUGACGACCCAGCGUUCCUGUACGAAAGCAAUGAAGGUUUCCAGGAGGUGCAGAGCCGAAAGACCAUCAAGAACAAACAGAAGGCCCAGGAGGCCGAGAUACGAAAACUGGCCAUCGAGAGUCAGGAACAGGCACCUGUCAGCAGGAAGUCCAAGGACGUAGUGUCAAAGGUUGUGGCUAAACCCAAAGGCGUUCACACGGCAGCUGACAAGACACGCAACUUCAAGCACACCAAAUUGCCCCCAAGGUUUGCCAAGCAGAGGGAACAGUUGAGAGGCGACAAGGGAGGUAAGCCUCGCGGGCAGGACCAGCUGGAAGAGGAUGGACAGAGUUCUGGCCCCUUCAUGUCGAUUGGCAACUGGGACAACACGAUGUCCAAUAACAUCCCGACUGUUGUUAGUGGUGAUGGGAAACAGGGCCAUGAUAUGGAGAUGGGAAAAGGACAGCAUCACCAUUGAUAUUGAGUUGGCCCAGCAACAGCACCAGUCCGGCCUGCAGAAGCCCCAGUCCAGGAUGACUCAUCCACUCCCCUGACCCAUAGCUCAUCAUACUUGAUAUCCGGAAAAUGGGGCCUAAUGCAUGUGCUUAAAUCACAGAUUAGCCUGUGCAGUUUGCACAGGCUUAUAAUGGACAACACUUUCCUCAUAAAGCAGAGCACCAGCAUUGAUAUCGAGUUGGCCCAGCAACCGCACCAGUCCGGCCUGCAGGGCCCCAUUCCAGAACGACCCUUUCCCCUCCCUUGACUUCUAACUCCUUCCCCUUGACCGCCUGCCUCAAAAAGUCAGCAUCGUUGAACAACUCCGUUCUGCAGGAAAUUCUGAGCAUGAUUCUGUUCUGAACAAACGCAAUGCCCACAUCACGUUUUCCAAACAUAAGCCUGGGUAGUUUUGUUAAGCUAGAGUUCCGCAUGGGCCUGAAAGGGACAAGUGUUACAGACACAAACAGUUAUAGCAGUAGUUAUGGUAACGCUAACAGUCAGUUGUUGCUGUUGGACAUCACAACAAAUAUCAUGAAGAAUAAAAAUUUCAAUAAGUUGUUCCAAUCUUUAUGGGACAAACAGAAAUUGAACGGAAGAAAAUCAAGGAACAAUAAAAGUGUAAGCUUUCCUAGUGGGAUGCAUCUGCUGUUGAUAGUUUGAACAACAGUAGGGUUACGGACUGCCCCAGAUUGUCCUCUCAGCGGCCUGAAUAUCAUAAUAGAACGGACUUUUGGCAAUAUUUCUGACAAAGAAAGGCAAUAAUGACUUGGUUGUGAAUACCCAAAGCACGAUACAUCCAUGCUGACAAAGCAAGGUGGUAAUGACUUGGUUGUGAACACCCAGAGCACAAUACAUCCGUGCUGACACAGAAAGGCAGUUAUGACUUUGCUGUGAACUCAGAGUACGAUACAUCCAUGCUGACACAGAAAGGCAGUCAUGACUUGGAUGUAAACACCCAGAGCACAAUACAUCCAUGCUGACACAGAAAGGCAGUAAUGACUAUGCUGUGAACACCCAGAGCACAAUACAUUCAUUCUGAAACAGAAAGGCAGUCAUGACUAUGCAGUGAACACCCAGAGCAAGAUAUAUCAAUGCUGACACAGAAAGGCAGUAAUUACUAUGCUGUGAACACCCAGAGCAAGAUAUAUCCAUGCUUACACAGAAAGGCAGUAAUGACUAUGCUGUGAACACCCAGAGCACAAUACAUCCAUGCUGAAACAGAAAGGCAGUAAUGACUUGGUUGUGAACACAGAGCACAAUACAUCCUUGUUGACACAGAAAGGCAGUAAUGACUUUGCUGUGAACUCAGAGCACGAUACAUCCAUGCUGACACAGAAAGGUAGUAAUGACUUGGAUGUAAACACCCAGAGCACAAUACAUCCAUGAUUACACAGAAAGGCAGUAAAGACUUGGUUGUAAACAACCAGAGCACAAUACAUCCAUGCUGACACAGAAAGGCAGUAAAGAUUUUGUUGUAAACACUAAGAUAUCCAUACAUCCAUGGGUUGUGCCACAGACGCAAAUUACGCCCACCAUUUUGAACAAGGUGCUUAAAGUGAACACGUCUGGUUUUGUUAUGAGCACUUAGCACUCCGAGUCCAAAAGGCCUCACAUUGAAUUGAUGCAAGAGAAGGCUAUGAAAAAUAACAGCAGUUUUGUUGUGUGGUCCAGUACGCCCUUCGACUCGCAACCUGAAGAAAGCAGAACUCAAACUCGUCUCUUAGCAAUAUCAGCAAGGCCAGCAUGUCAUCUCAGCUUCUAGAGCUUCAAUGAACUUAACUCGCAAACAUGACAACGUCAUUGAAGUGAAAGUCAAUGACAACCCCCUUCUUGCACAAAUACUACAACUCGCUUAAGAAAUUCAGCAUGAAGACGUCUUGCGUCAGACUACCAAGCCUCCUAUCAAUAUCUCCUCCCAUGUUGGCUACAUCAACACUUCCAACAGCAGAGCCUUGGUGAGUUUGACUUCCGUCUUAGCAUCGAUGUCGCUUAGCAACAAUUGGAUGAUGGGCGUCGACAAAUUAUGCGGGACAAGUCGCUCGAACUGAAACGAUCUGAUCCAACAGGUAGAGCAGGCGUUGCGUGACACAUCAAUUAAUAUGACUACUCGAUAUGUUGUUCUCGAAUAAUGUGAACCUUAGGCCUGGAGAGCAGUAUGCGAUUGACGCCAUUCAACAACAGUUGUCGGCAAUUCUCGGGUUUGGGGUGGCGACUUCGGCGUCGGGACUCGCUCCAUCUCUGUCUAAGGCCCAGUCGCAGCAGCAACAAGAAAAAAUAAGUAGUAUCUUAGUGGUGUUCUGGGAUAUGGGGCUUCAUGUAUGUGCUUAAAUUGUCAUCCAAGAUUAGCCUGUGCAGACUGCACCUACAUUAAGUCCUAUUAAAGUGUCAUCCCAGAUUAGCCUGUGCAGACUGCACAUACAUUAAGCCCUUUAAAAGUGUCAUCCCAGAUUAGCCUGUGCAGACUGCACAUGCAUACUGUCCUAUUAAAGUGUCAUCCCAGAUUAGCCUGUGCAGAUUGCACAUACAUUUAGUCCUAUUCAAGUGUCAUCCCAGAUUAGCCUGUGCAGACUGCACAUACAUUAAGUCCUAUUCAAGUGUCAUCCCAGAUUAGCCUGUGCAGACUGCACAUACAUUAAGCCCUUUAAAAGUGUCAUCCCAGUUUAGCCUGUGCAGACUGCACAUGCAUACUGUCCUAUUAAAGUGUCAUCUCAGAUUAGCCUGUGCAGACUGCACAUACAUUAAGUCCUAUUUAAGUGUCAUCCCAUAUUAGCCUGUGCAGACUGCACAUACAUUAAGUCCUAUUCAAGUGUCAUCCCAGAUUAGCCUGUGCAGACUGCACAUACAUUAAGUCCUAUUCAAGUGUCAUCCCAGAUUAGCCUGUGCAGACUGCACAUACAUUAAGUCCUAUUAAAGUGUCAUCCCAGAUUAGCCUGUGCAGACUGCACAUACAUUAAGUCCUAUUCAAGUGUCAUCCCACAUAAGCCUGUGCAGACUGCACAUACAUUAAGUCCUAUUAAAGUGUCAUCCAAGAUUAGCCUGUGCAGACUGCACAUACAUUAAGUCCUAUUAAAGUGUCAUCCCACAUAAGCCUGUGCAGACUGCACAUACAUUAAGUCCUAUUAAAGUUUCAUCCCAUAUUAGCCUGUGCAGACUGCACAUACAUUAAGUCCUAUUAAAGUGUCAUCCCAGAUUAGCCUGUGCAGACUGCACAUGCAUUAAGUCCUAUUUUUCCAGAAUGAGGCUUAUAUACUACACUUAACAUCAGUAUUUUAUGUGCCUGAAAAGUUCCUAGCAUCAAAUGGGAAUUAUGUGCUUUUAAAUUGAUCACACAUAGUAAAUAAAAUGUAAAUAGCACUUGAUCUGAUACCAAUUUUAAUCAUAGAAGGUCAGGGCAUUAAGUUUUGUAUAUUUUCAACCGAAAUUCAGCCCCUGAACCAAAAGUUUAUCCUUGCAGAAAAAUCUGCUUUAAUAGAAUUGUUAAAUUAUAUUUAAUUUCAGUAAAAUAAUUAUGUAAAAGCCUUCAGCUCAUUUCAAAAUUAAUUUCUUCAUUUAUUUUCAAUAUUUAUUUAAAUUACUGGAUUUUGUUUUAAGAGCCUGUUCCUACAGGAAUCCAUGCAAUCAUAGAUCGGUUCCUAGCUGAACACCAGGCUGUCUGGUCAGCUGGGCCCAGACGCCCAGUGACACUUCCUGGCCCAGGACCUUGGGGAAAAUGCUCAACUAGUCCUACCCGCAGAAUGGAGCCACACUGAACCUGGGGCUCCAUACUUUUUUGGCCAGGGGUCAAGAUAACCUCGUCAAUAAGGGACACAUUCCUGGGAUGCCCUUAGGUCUUUCUAUCUGUUCACAGAGGUCUUUUACUCACAAGUUCAAGCUUAGUGAGCGAUGUUCACAUUAUCAAACUCUGCAUCUCAAUAGAAACCCGGAUAGAAAAGCGUUGGUUUGUUUUUGAAGCAUUUGAACCAGCAACAGUCAUCAUUCGAGUUUCUGGCAUGUCUAUGGUGUGGAACCCUCAGUCUAUGAACAUCAUAACAGCACAUGAACCAGUCAUCAUCUCAAGAUUCUGGUAUAUCCAAGGUACAGGACCCUUAGUCUGUACAGAUCUUGCAGAACAAACUUCAGAUGCAAUUUGAGGAAAUCAAACCAUCCGAUCAGAAACACAGCCUGUUGCAGCAAUUGUUACCAUAUUGACCCCAGUCAAACCUAAGAAGCUCAGAGUUUCAUACUGUUUUAGAUGUGCUAGUCUUCACAUACCUCCUGGUUUGGUCAGCACUUACUCUGAAUCUUUGAAUGUUAUGACGGGUGAAAAUGCAUGACCUUGUUCAGAUCGAAAUGGCAGAAUGACACAUCACAACAAUUCAAGUGGAAAGCCACAAAGUCAUGUCAACAGCCACAUGUUGUAUGUUGCCGGCCAAGUUGUAUUAAAAAACACAAUAGCUUACGUUUUAUGUUAUAUGUGACCAACCAUGUUAUAUUCAUACAAAAACAAUAGUUUAUGUUUUAUGGGAAUUGUUAUGCUCUCAGUCUUUAUGUUGAAAUAUUGUGUUCAAUAUAGCAUUUUAAGUAUUUUAAAAGCACGCAUAUUGCACAUAUAUGCAAUCUCUUUGUCUAUAUUAUGAUAUCACUACAUACAUGUAUUGUGAUCCUGAUAAUGGCAAACUAAUGGGAAAUACACUUUUAGCAAAGACUUUCAAAGUGUGACAAAGCUGUUUUAAUGAGGUUAGUAACUUGGACAACAUUUAAAAAAUAUUGGAGUAUUUUUAUGUUAUAAACAUGUUUCAGUUUUCCGUUUUUUACCCGUAUUAUAGAUAAGCUAGAUAAAAGUAGUGUAAAGAAAGGUUUAGAAGUUUUACGUUUCUGCUUUUUCUGUUUAGAAUUUAGUAAAUUUGCUCAUUCGGGUCGGUAUUCAAACAAGAAUCUUGUUUAAUAGCAUUCGUGGAAAUCUAAAUAAAUUAUGUGCACACUUAUGUAAUGUACCUAAAAGUAUCGAUUCUGUAUUUACUACCAGUACUUUGUUGAUUUCAAUGGAUAUUGUUUGUAAAAUAGGCGAUAAUGGCUCUUGCAUUUUUGGGAAAACUUUAAGGAAAACUGAAAAUUAAAAAAAAAAAUUUUUUACAGUUUUAUGAAAAAUGGCAAAAGUUAUAAAUGUUAAUUUGUGUUGUUAGAUCAUAGACUUAAAUGCUCAUAAGUGUUUAAAUUUAUUUUCGGACAUAAUAGUUUAUAAUUCUUUAUAUUUGUUUAUGCAUAUGAAGACGACCAAAAUUUAUCCUCUUUAAUCACAGAGUAUCUUAAUCAAUAUCUCUUGAUCACUGCAUAGAUUGUAGAGGUAUAUUUUCACAUUUAUACACAGAGCAACUGUGAAACAAUAGUAUUUUAAAUGUACAUUAUUUAUUUUUUGUUGCAAUUUUUGUAAGAUAAACUCACUGUUUACAUUAAUUUGUACAAACCAUAGUCAUAAAAAUAUUGAUUGUGUGAAUCCUCAUAUAUGUUUUAAACUGUUAAAAUAAUGCACAGUAACAGAUUCUGAAGAGAAAACUGUAAUCAAUGAAAUAUAAACACCUUGUUAUAUCAACUGCUUUUAAUUAAGAACAACUACUUAAAAUAAGUUUAAUUUUGUUUUACAUUAUCUAAAGAAAAUUUAGUACCUUGUUAUUUAAAAUCAGUCAUUCACAAAUUAAGGAAGAGUGUAGUCAUAUGCUACAAUUGUCAAAAAAUGCAAUUGUCUAUAUUGGUAAAGUAGAAAGCAAUAGUAUUUGCUUAAACAAAUAAAAACAAAGAUGUCUGCUUUGUAAGUGUAUGUGGAAUAAACACUUAUGUUUGUGCUAAUAUUAAACGUGAACGUAUUGAUGUAUUGCUGAUAAUAAAGUUUGACAUUUUAUUAGUUUUGUAACAACGUGUUUGACCUUUUACUUUAACAUUCCCACAAUUGAUGUCAGUGCAAUGCCUUCAAUGGAGCCAUUUUCUGUAAAUCUCCCACUGUUAAAGUUCAGCAAAUGUUUUAAGACCAGAUUUCCGUAAACUUGGGGUUGUUUAUAUUUAGCAUUUAUUGAAUGCAUGAAACAUGUUUGUUCUGUUGUUGAAUAGCUCAACAUUGAUGUUUGUGAAUUGUGUGACAUGUUGAUCAAAUUGAUACAUAGAAACAAACACUCAUUAUGCGUUAAUUUGUAUGUUAAGCUUAACAAAAAAUGUUACCAAACACAAAUAUAAGUAUUUGGUAACAAUAUACAAAAUUGUGCUAUAUACAUAAAACCGUAUCAAAUGCAAUUUGAAAUAUAAUGUUCAAAUAUGUUCGUCGACUCCAAAUAAGCAUUUUGAAUAAGCAAAUUAAUACAUUAAUAAUCUCUAUGAAAAGUACCCGUAGGCACUUUUCAAUCGUUUGUGUACUUCAUAUUGAUCAGGGUCUUUCUAAAUUCAUGCAUGAUUUUGUAUGCGUAUGUCUGAAUUGUGUAAAUAUCUGUUAAAUAACUGUUAAAAAGGAUUUUAAUAUUAUAAGUUAAAAUAGUGUCUAAACUGUAACCGGUCAUUUGUUGCAUUUAUUUUUACGUGUUUAUAUUUUCUGGCUUACUGUGCUUAAUUCUGUCUGUAAUCGUGCGUACUUUUAUUGUGGUUUUCGUAUUAAGACAAAGCGCACUACACUUAUGCUGUUGUUUUUGUCCACCAUUUCUAUAUAAAAUGUUGUAUGUAAAUAAUUAAAGAUGUUGAUGUUGGUAAUAAUGUAUUUCAUGAUCUAAUAUUGAUCAUGCACUCAAUAAAAUACAUAACCAUUUUUGUGGACUAGUAUUGUUUAGUGAUACUUUGUUGUUAUUACUAAUAAAAUCGUCAAGGAUUG